AGAGGCUGUCGGGCUCGCGCAGGAGGCUGAGCGCCGUGCUGUCCGCGGGGCGUCAGAUUGAGCCACCUUCUUUAUAAUUAAAAAGAAGCAAAAAAAUCCAUUGCCUGGAACAGUACAGCUAAAUUGAAAGGUCUUAAUAUACCUUUUGCAAAGAGAGAGUGGUUUGGUGAUGGAGUGUUCCCACUGACCGAUGGACUCAAAGAAGAAAAGCUCAUCAGAGGCAGAAGGAUCCAAAGAAAGAGGCCUGGUCCAUGUCUGGCAGGCAGGAUCCUUUUCCCUAGCACCAGAUAGGUUGCCAGGCUGGGGAGGAAAGACUGUUCUUCAAGCAGCCCUUGGAGUGAAACAUGGAGUUCUUCUGACUGAAGAUGGUGAGGUCUACAGCUUUGGGACCCUUCCCUGGAGAAAUGAACCAGCAGAAGUUUGUCCAAGUAGCCCCAUUCUAGAAAAUGCCCUCGUUGGGCAUCAUGUUGUUACUGUGGCAACAGGGAGCUUCCACAAUGGAGCAGUGACAGACGCUGGCAUAGUGUACAUGUGGGGGGAGAAUUCUGCAGGCCAGUGUGCAGUAGCAAACCAGCAGUAUGUGCCAGAACCGAAUCCCAUCAGCAUUUCUGACUCUGAGACCAGUCCUUUGUUAGCAGUCAGGAUUUUGCAGUUGGCAUGUGGCGAGGAGCACACACUGGCAUUGUCAAUAAGCAGAGAGAUUUGGGCAUGGGGUACCGGUUGUCAGUUGGGUCUCAUUACCAGUACCUUCCCAGUGACCAAGCCACAAAAGAUAGAACACCUUGCUGGGCGAGUGGUGCUACAAGUUGCCUGUGGUGCUUUCCACAGCCUAGCCCUUGUGCAGUGCCUCCCUUCCCAGGAUCUGAAGCCAGUCCCCGAAAGAUGCAACCAGUGUAGCCAGCUCCUAAUUACUAUGACUGACAAAGAAGACCAUGUGAUCAUAUCAGAUAGUCAUUGUUGCCCUUUAGGUGUGACCCUGUCAGAAUCCCAGGCAGAAAAUGUCACCACUAUCAUCAGCCCCUCCAUUGAGACCCUUGACAGUCAGGGAGAAGUUUUUGAAAGCACUCUUGUAGAAACUGGUCUGCCUGUUGCCACUGAACUGAACGUGGGAAGUGUUCAGAGCACAAGUGGCGAUGCCAUUUCCUCCCAACAAAACAUCACAGGAACAACUGAAAUUUCUUCUGUCAGAAACAUAUCAUCACACCCUGACACCCAGGCAGUAAAUGAAUACUUGCAGAAACUGUCAGAUCAUUCAAUAAGGGAGGACUCAGAGAAUGGUGAGAAGCCAAUGUCAUCUCAGCCUCUUGUAGAAGAAGCAGCUCCUAAUCUUCACAGCCCACCAACCACAAGCACAUCAGCUCUCAACAGCUUGGUGGUCUCCUGUGCAUCUGCUGUUGGUGUGAGAGUGGCUGCUACAUAUGAAGCUGGGGCCUUAUCUCUUAAAAAAGUUAUGAACUUUUAUAGUAUGCCCCCUUGUGAAACUGGAGUUCAGGCAGGCAGUAGUUCUGGAGGCCCAGAAGGUCUGAAAGAUAGCAGAGAAGAACAGGUUAAACAGGAGUCGAUGCAAGGAAAGAAAAGUUCAAGUCUUGUGGAUAUCAGAGAGGAAGAAUCAGAGGGAGGCAGUCGAAGACUUUCCCUCCCUGGAUUGUUGUCACAAGUUUCCCCAAGGCUUUUAAGAAAGGCUGCACGGGUGAAAACGAGAACAGUGGUUCUGACCCCCACAUACAGUGGAGAAGCAGAUGCGCUCCUGCCAUCUCUAAGAACAGAGGUGUGGACCUGGGGCAAAGGGAAGGAGGGGCAGCUGGGACAUGGCGAUGUGCUGCCUAGGCUCCAACCAUUAUGUGUCAAGUGUCUCGAUGGCAAAGAAGUAAUCCAUCUGGAGGCAGGCAGUUACCAUUCUCUUGCACUUACUGCAAAAUCACAGGUUUACUCAUGGGGUAGCAAUACCUUUGGUCAACUUGGUCAUUCUGAUUUUCCAACAACAGUUCCUCGACUUGCAAAGGUAAGCAGUGAAAAUGGAAUCUGGAAUAUAGCUGCGGGCCAGGAUUAUUCCCUGUUUUUAGUGGAUACAGAAGACUUCCAGCCUGGGUUGUAUUACAGCGGCCGACAGGACCCAGCAGAAGGUGACAGUCUUCCGGAGAAUCCCAGUGGUUCUAAGACUCCAGUACUUCUCUCCUGUAGUAAGCUUGGAUAUAUAAGCAGAAUAACAGCAGGAAAAGAUAGCUAUUUAGCUUUGGUGGACAAAAACAUUAUGGGGUAUAUUGCCAGUCUCCAUGAGUUGGCUACAACAGAAAGACGGUUCUAUUCAAAACUAAGUAAUAUCAAAUCUCAGAUACUCAGGCCUCUUCUCAGUUUAGAAAAUUUGGGUACUGUGACUACAGUCCAUUUAUUACAGGAGGUGGCAAGCCGAUUCAGCAAGCUGUGUUACCUAAUUGGUCAGCAUGGAGCCUCACUGAGCAGCUUCCUUCAAGGAAUAAAAGAAGCCAGGAGUUUGGUCAUUCUGAAGCAUGCAAGUCUUUUCUUCGAUAGUUAUACAGAAUAUUGUACAUCAAUUACAAACUUCCUGGUUAUGGGAGGAUUCCAGCUUCUUGCUAAGCCUGCCAUGUAAGCAAGUACAUACUUUCCAGUUAUCCUUCUCACAGUCAAAGAUCAUGUGUGUUUUGAGUUGUCUAGGGGAAGCUUUGACUUCCCCUAUGUACACCAUGCAAGCACUGUAUCACUGAGCUACAUCCCCAACCCUCAACUUGGUCAUUUUACCCAGUGAAUUAAAAUGUAGAUUUUCAUUAACUCUUAUAAAGGACAGGUACUUUUUGUCCAUGAUUGUUAUUAGAAGUAGUAGGAUAUUGAAAAAACACUGAAAUAAAAGGUGCAAGAUCUUGGUUCU
This is a messenger RNA of Castor canadensis (American beaver), 2884 nucleotides long. The record is from RefSeq and is a predicted model, not a curated record. NCBI's taxonomy places the organism in Eukaryota, Metazoa, Chordata, Mammalia, Rodentia, Castoridae.